Penicilliopsis zonata CBS 506.65 is the source of this 1103-nucleotide messenger RNA. RefSeq lists its product as hypothetical. Bases 230 to 988 code for a protein of 252 amino acids. Lineage: Eukaryota; Fungi; Ascomycota; Eurotiomycetes; Eurotiales; Aspergillaceae. The transcript has 4 exons. The record is from RefSeq and is a predicted model, not a curated record.
ACUUUGAUGCUUUUGUAUACCACAAUACUUUUUAUGUAAUUAUGCUUCCCUCGGAUGCCGAUGGCGCGAUGGAUUAGAAAUCGCGGCUGGUUCCAUGGGGAUCGAUGAUGUAGCAGGCCAUCAUUAUCACUAAUCAAUCGACCCAGGCGGGGUAAUUAAAUCGAAAUCGAGAUAAUUCUUUAAGUUCCACUUUAGAGGAUUUACGUCUCAUUUAUCUUCGUCAGUCACAAUGGCUUCCAAGCAGCCCGACAUUACACUUUACACUGCGCAAACCCCGAACGGGAUCAAGAUCUCCAUUACCUUGGAGGAACUGGGACUGCCGUACAAGGUCGAGAAGAUUGAUAUCAGCAAAAACACCCAGAAGGAGGAAUGGUUCCUUAAGAUCAAUCCGAACGGGCGCAUCCCCGCGCUGACCGACACAUUCAGCGACGGGCAGCAGAUCCGGCUGUUCGAGUCCGGCAGCAUCAUGCAGUACCUCGUCGAGCAGUACGACACGGAGUACAAGAUCUCGUACCCGCGCGGGAGCCGCGAGUACUACGAGAUGAACAACUGGCUGUUCUUCCAGAACGCCGGCGUAGGGCCGAUGCAGGGGCAGUCGAACCACUUUGUGCGCUAUGCGCCCGAACACAUCGAGUACGGGGUGAAGCGGUACACCAACGAGACGCGCCGGCUGUACGGCGUGCUGGACAAGCAUCUGGCGUCCUCGAGCUCCGGGUAUCUGGUCGGCGACCAUGUCUCGAUCGCGGAUAUCUCGCAUUGGGGCUGGAUUGCUGCUGCCGGGUGGGCGGGCGUCGACAUCGACGAUUUCCCCCAUCUCAAGGCGUGGGAGGAGCUGAUGGCUCAGCGCGUCGGCGUUGAGAAGGGGAGGCAUGUCCCCUCGCCGCAUACCAUCAAGGAUCUGCUGAAGGAUAAGGCGGCCAUGGAGAAAGAAGCUGCUAAGUCGCGCGCGUGGAUCCAGCAGGGGAUGAAGGAGGACUCGAAGAAAUAGUUGAACCUUUAUUCAAUCCUAUUUGGUUGAACAGUAACUACCUGGGUAGUGGAUUGUUUUGUUCCUGUUAUUGAAGGUGUCACAAUCAGUAUUACAUAAUCUAUUAGUCAGGAUC